Molecule: messenger RNA, 375 nt
Organism: Ostreobium quekettii
Lineage: Eukaryota; Viridiplantae; Chlorophyta; Ulvophyceae; Bryopsidales; Ostreobiaceae
Source: the annotation of a GenBank genome assembly
AUGGCGGCGGGAGGUUUCACCUUCCCGUUCUUCCAUGAGUACCCUCCGUACUUCACACUGCAGCCGGUCAAAGAAACCAAAGACAAACAGUGCCAGCUCUGGGGGGCGCUGAUUCUCAGCUACUGCAAGCACUACAAGAUUUAUGUGCUCAGCGCAGAUGGGGCUGGAGAUGAGACUGCAUUGUUCAAGAAUGACAAAAUCAAUAGGAAAUUAAACACAGAGGCACGGAGAGCUUUCUUCGACUACCUGGUUGUGCAAGGAAAUGGAGUGUGGCUGGACCAGUCACAGCAGCAAUUUCUUGUGCUGUGGAAGAAGGUGUGCUGCCACGCCAUGACCGGUGCACACUCUCCGAGACAAUCUAAUUUCGUGCUCUGA